Messenger RNA from Adineta steineri, 1836 nucleotides. The record is from the annotation of a GenBank genome assembly. Lineage: Eukaryota; Metazoa; Rotifera; Eurotatoria; Adinetida; Adinetidae.
AUGGGACUCGCUGCUGUUGCACUAGAAAACAAUCCAAUAUUUCCAACUUAUCCAAAUCGAUUAAGUGCAGCUGAUGUAUCAGCUGGUUUAACUUUAUCAACAGCUGCAGUAGCUCUUAUUGGAAAAAGUGGAGCAAUAGCUACUUUGAUUAUGGUUUUUAUGGCAUGUACGAGUGCUAUGUCUGCUCAACUAAUUGCUGUAAGUUCCAUAGUUACUUAUGAUAUUUAUAAAGCUUAUUUCAAUCAAACAGCAAGUGGAAAGAAAUUGAUUUAUGUUUCUCAUAUGACUGUCGUUCUAUUUGGUCUCGGAAUGAGUAUAUGGUCAAUUGGAUUGUAUUAUAUUGAAAUCAGCAUGGGAUAUUUGUAUUCAAUGAUGGGUAUCAUUAUUUCUAGUGCUGUUAUUCCAGGUGCAUUGACUCUUCUUUGGAAUAGACAGAGUAAAUGGGCUGUCUGUCUUUCUCCUCCAUUAGGUUUUAUUUGCUCUGUAUCUGCAUGGUUAGUUAUGACUAAAAUUCAAUUUAAUUCAAUUAGUAUUGAAACAACUGGAUCAGAUGUAUCGAUGCUUGUUGGAAAUGUAGUCGCUUUACUCUCUCCGGUCGUAUUCGUACCCAUUAUUUCGCUCAUUGCACCUGAUCCAACACCUUAUGACUUCGUUUCAAUGAGAGCAAUUGAGCUAGUUGACGAUGGUCCAAGAAACACUAAUCAUCCGUCUCUAGGAGAAACAGAACGUGGAAUUGCUUUUUUGACAGGAAAAUUAAAAUUUGCACGUAUUAUAGCUGUCGUUCUCACAUCGUGUCUCGUCGUUAUUUGGCCUUUUCCCAUGUAUGGAACUGCAUAUGUCUUUAGUAAAUCUUUCUUUACCGGUUGGGUUAGUAUUGGAAUUAUUUGGAUGUUUUUUUCAUUCUGUAUUGUCGGAAUUUAUCCAAUUGUUGAAAAUCAAUCAAAAUUCAGCAAAUGGAAACAAAAUGCAAUUACGGUAGCUGGUGGAAAUGGACAAGGACACAAAUUAAAUCAACUCAAUGGCCCUCAAGGAAUCUUUAUUGAUAAAAACAAAGAUAUGUUCAUUGUUGAUUUGGACAAUCGUCGUAUUGUUGAAUGGAAACAUAAUGCAAAGGAAGGACAAAUUAUUGCAGGUGGAAAUGAAUAUGGAAAUCGAAUGAAUCAAUUGAGUUAUGCAACAGAUGUUAUCUUUGAUGAACAAAAUCAUUCGAUCAUCAUUGCUGAUUUUAAUAACAGACGAGUGAUUCAAUGGUUUAAUCAAACUCAACAGAUUCUCAUUCACAAAAUUGCCUGCUGGGGCUUGUCAAUGGAUAAAUAUGGAUUUCUUUAUGUUUCUGAUUCAUUGAAGAAUGAAGUGAGACGAUGGAAAAUGGGAGAAUAUAACAAUGAAGGAAUUGUAGUGGCGGGUGGAAAUGGAGAAGGAAAUGAACUAAAUGAACUCGAUUUUCCUACUUUUAUCUUUGUUGAUGAAGAUCAAUCUGUUUAUGUAUCAGAUACUGCCAAUCAUCGUGUGAUGAAAUGGAAAAAAGAUGCAAAAGAAGGAAUAAUUGUGGCUGGAGGAAAUGGUCAAGGAGGAAAACUUAAUCAAUUGUAUCAUCCUCAAGGUGUACUUGUUGAUGAUCUGGGUCAAAUCUAUGUGGCAGAUUUUGGGAAUCAUCGAGUAAUGCGUUGGUGUGAAGGAAAAGAAGAAGGUGAAAUUGUUGCUGGUGGGAAUGGAAGAGGAAAUCAAUUAAAUCAAUUGGAUGGUCUCUAUGGUUUAUCUUUUGAUAAUGAAGGAAAUCUUUAUGUUGCUGAUUAUAAUAACCAUCGAAUUCAAAAAUUUGAAAUAGUUUUGUGA